AUGCCGAUGAAUGACUCUGUCGUGGAUUGUAAGUAAUCACCGAUGGAGACUUGCUGUCCCUUUAGCUUAUAUACACAUACACGAUAAUUAUAAAUUGUUCUUGAAUUAUUCAAUGAGUAAAUAGUUUCCAUAUUUAUUAAUAUAUAUGUGAUAGUUGCAUUUUUUUGUUCAUUCAGCCAUUAGCCUUUUGAUUAGUUUAGUGUAAAGAUCUCAUCUUUUUGCUGAUCUAAGAUGCGGGUCAGUUUUAUUUUUUGUGAUUACGGAGUGAUUAGUGCAUAAUUUAUGAUUAGUUUUUUUGGUGGUUAAGUGUUUGACUAAAUGUUUGUGUGAGUUAUGGAUCAAGAAUUGAGUGAAAAGAGAGGAGUUGGUGAUGGAGUGGAUUUGGGUUUAGGUAAGGGUUUAGUUAGUAAUGAAAUGGUAGAGAAUUCAGGGGUUUUCGAUGAUCGGGUUGCGGUGGAGAUGACAAGGGAAAUGAGAGUUGUGGAGGAGAAGGGGUGUGAGAAUAGGGAUUUGGUUGAUCAUGAUGGUAAGGUGAAGGGUGUGGAUGAUGGUAAGUGUCCGUCGUGUGUGAUUGAUGUGAAGACUGGGGAAAGCUCGGAUGUGGAAUGGGUUUGUAGGAUAUGUCAUUUGAGUUCUGAGCAAUCGCUUGAGACUACGAGUACUAGUACUCAAAAUGAGAGGGAGUUGAUUCAGCUUGGUUGUGGUUGUAAAGAUGAGCUUGGGGCUGCACACUCUUAUUGCGCAGAGGCCUGGUUUAAGCUGAAAGGAAAUAGGUUGUGCGAAAUAUGUGGUCAGACUGCAAAAAAUAUCACAGGCAUCGCCGAUAACAGAUUUAUGGAGGAAUGGAACAAUAGAAUAUUAAGUGGUUAUGGUAUCCGCUCAUCUGAAAGGAAUGGAGGUUGUUGGAGAGGCCAGCCAUUCUGUAACUUCCUAAUGGCAUGCUUGGUAAUAGCCUUCGUUCUACCUUGGUUUUUCCGCGUAAAUAUGUUUUAGUGAAGAAGUUUGAGCCUCAUAGGUUUCAACUAUGAGCUAUCAUCACUUUCAUGGCUCAUGCCUUGUCUUUGGGGAAGCUUAGGUGGUUUUAGUUAUUCAAUAUACUUCAAGACUUGUGGGUAGUAUAUUAUUAAAAAUUUAGAUGGCCAGUCAUUUUCCUUUCUUUCCUCCAACAUUUGUUGGUCAGGUGCUGGUAUUGACUUCUAGUAGGAAAUGAAAAGCAUGCCAAAUGGCAUGCAUUUGUUUGUUUAUUUUUUCCCAUAAUGUUUUAUAAGAAAAUUGUGUUCCCAGUGAUUUUCCGAA
Messenger RNA from Daucus carota subsp. sativus, 1296 nucleotides. RefSeq lists its product as uncharacterized. Gene Ontology annotation, molecular function: zinc ion binding. The record is from RefSeq and is a predicted model, not a curated record. The transcript is spliced from 2 exons. Bases 334 to 993 code for a protein of 219 amino acids. Lineage: Eukaryota; Viridiplantae; Streptophyta; Magnoliopsida; Apiales; Apiaceae.